GUUACUAUCAGAAAUCAGGCAAGGACGCCAGCAUUCCUUUCCCUACCUCCACACACCCGAGGCAACAACGCCAGUGUUUUCUUUUCGCACUGCACUCAUACAUCAGCGAAAAACGCCAGUGCAUCUUUCAUCACGACCAUUUUUUCCUAUCCAGGGACGACCGCCAACAUAUAUUCACUGUCCACGGGAAUUAAGCAACGACACUGAUAUCAUCUUUCUUCAGGACACAGCCAUGGAGUUUACCCAGGAUCAACAGCCACCAGAUGACGCCAGCCAAGGUCAGGAUAGUGAUGCAGAGAAGCCACUGUCCCCGCUUGAAGCCCGCAUCCAGUUGCUCGCGAGAGGGCAGGAGCAUGUCAGGUCGUCCCAUUCACAGCUUCAAUCUCUUGAAGCCAUAGAUCUAAUGCUCCUGGAAACUGUCAACGCGCGUUUGACCGUUGGAGAUACGCUAAUGUUCAUGGAGUUCCCGAAGAAUUACAGGAAUUGCAAUUGUCAUGAAUGGGUCUCGACCAAGUUUCUCAUGCACAAAAAGAAUCUUGACAAGACCGGCUCAGCAUUCCUGGAAGAGCUCUUGUCUCCCCGAAAGCAGAAGAGCACACUCCAUCGUCUCCACCUGACUGAGGCUGAUCUACCUCCAGGGGUUGAUUACAUCAUCAAUCUCACGCCCGCAUCUGAGGGCGAUGAUGUGGCAUCGCAACUAGUCGACUUGUCGCUCCCGACGAGCGUCUCGGAGUGGUGGCAAUCCAAAGAGAGAUUCUACGUAUCCAGAUUCAGAGUGUCGGGCCACGACGACAAUUGCGUAGAUCACUUGGCAAUUCCCCUCAACUGUACCAAAAUGCCGACCUGGUUUGCGCCUACAGACAAUAGCGAACGUCGUUGGGAGCAGUGGGGUGAGCCUUGGGACCGGCCGGUCAGCCAGGACAUACCCACGGUGGAUUUGGAUGAUUUACUACCUUCGCCGGCCCGAUCGAUUGAGGACUAUUGCCCGAUUCGACACAGAGUCAACAUCCUAAGAUUAUUCCUGGCAAUCGAGGGUUAUCUACCACUCUGCUUGAAUUCAGCCCCUCGAGUGCACACCAUCACCGCCAUUGCUAAGUAUUUCGAGUGCACCAGCGUUGUACGUGAUGCCGUCGCUGUGUGGCUUUUGGCAGAGCCCAAUACUCUCUUCACCGAGUUCCACCCAGAGGCAGCUAUGCAGAUCGCAUGGACUCUGCACAUAUAUGACGUUACACGUGUUGCCUUUCGUAUCAUUGUCGUUGAGAAGGCAAUCGAAGCUCUCGCCAACGAUUCGGCGCCAAAUCAUCGUCGAAACCCUACUGCAACCGUCUUUGGCCGUACCUGCGUGGAGCUCCCUGAUGAUCUCCAGAAUGCCGUGCAACACGCAAGCAUGGAGCUUGUUGAUCGUACCAAGGAGACUUGGGAUCUAUUGACAAGUGACCAUCUCUUCAGUGAUCUUGGAAUUCCCGAAUGGGCCAAGUUGAAGGUCCUUGGGCAUAAGAUAGGCGCGAUCCUUCCUAGCGACUCUGGCAAUUCCAAUCCUAGAGCAGGUGCUGCCCUCGAUUCUUCUCGGCCUGACGCUGUUAAACGAACCAGAGAGGCAUUCAUUGCUUUAGCCGACGCUCUUAACCAUUGGUGGAAAACAGUGCUGUUCAGAGCGGAAGCUACCACUGGUCACGACCAUCACUUUGAGUUGGUUGACGAGGCCCGAAGUUGUUAUGUCCCAAGAAGCACAAUGGUUCAUUAUAAUGUUAUCUACCAAAGAUUCAACGGCCCACAACGCCUAUUGCUUCGUCGUCCAUGGGAGUUGCUACGUCAACUCGUUGGAAAAACUAGUCUGCACAAAUCGCCUCUUGUCAGCGAACUUUAUGUCCAGCUGAGACAGAACGAGCACCUUUUCCCGGACCUAGACAGCACCGACCUGGAUGACAUGUUCUCUAUAGGCCAGUUCCACAGCGAGCUGAUACAGCUGCUCGAGCGACAAUUCAUCAGCCCUCAGCUGUCCGUGGAUGUUGAACUCCCAUUGAAGAAGACCCCGCACCUGAACUUGAACCUCAACGAAAAAGAGAUGAGCUUCCUGCCCUUGUGGGCUGAAGGCUUGGACGAUGGACGAGGAAAUGUGUACGAGCAUGCCAGCAGUGCAAACCCUUACAACGGGCCGGGACCAUCACGGCCCGGUCCCGGGUUCCAUACCGCUGAUUCUAUCUCGGUGUACACAUCGAGCAUUGCACCGUCUGCACCAACCAUCAGUUACGGCGGCACUACGUCGUCCCCCACUGCCGGGAGAUCAGUCAUUGCAGCUCCCAGCCAGGCAGCUGUAGGUGCGACCACAGGCGACAUGACAUCAUCAGCCGACUUCAGCACCGCGCUUACUCUCAGCGAAGGCUCAGUACAGGGCGAUAGUAGUGACAUAGAUAUGUGGUCUGUGACCAGCGAUGACCAAGAACAACAGUGGAUGAAUUAAGUCGGAACGCAGGAUUGGUGCACAAUGACGGUACCUAUGGAACACCAAAGCGAAAUUAACAGGUUGACAUUCAGAGCUCGAAAAUGCAAGUCUCAUGACAACAUAUGUUGAAUCUAUGGAUAGCCUGGGAUUCUACAUUUGC
Molecule: messenger RNA, 2603 nt
Organism: Pseudomassariella vexata
Lineage: Eukaryota; Fungi; Ascomycota; Sordariomycetes; Amphisphaeriales; Pseudomassariaceae
Exons: 8
Coding region: 233-2461 (742 amino acids)
Source: RefSeq, a predicted model, not a curated record